AUGACAGAAAAAACACAAACAAAAUAUUUCGCUUCACCAAUGAUUUUUACAUCAUCUCCAACAACAUUAAUAGCCAAAGAAAAAUCAAUUUCGAACAUCGAAACUCUCAUCAAGUACUCAAUCAACCAAAAGAAAUGUAGAAUUGAACAAAUGUGCCUAACAUUCAAUCCUCGAGAAACCUUGUACAAACUUAAAAUUAACUUUGAUUCCAAGAAUCCCAACACUGAAUUGAUUGAACAAGGAUUUGAAAUUAUCAAAAGAAAGCAAGAAACACACAUAGCAAAUUGCAUACUUCCUGAAUCAACAAGUGAACUCGCAAUUACCAAAGCAAUUAAAACACUAUGCAAGAACACAACCAUCAAAUUCGAAAAAGAGAGACUCAGUAUUAAGAAAAAGGUAAAAGAUACCUAUUCAUACUUAAUUGUUGAAUACAAGCUUAAUGACAUCAACGAAUUGAAUAGACUAACCUCAACAAGAUUCAUUGCUCCAAGAUUGAACAAUUUCAAGACAGUUCAAGCCAAAGUCAACCGCAUGAACGUGCGUUUAAUAGUUUUACCAGCACCAAUGGUGCUAACAAUAAACUAA
This is a messenger RNA of Naegleria lovaniensis, 585 nucleotides long. RefSeq lists its product as uncharacterized. The record is from RefSeq and is a predicted model, not a curated record. The transcript has a single exon. The coding region runs from base 1 to 585 and encodes 194 amino acids. Lineage: Eukaryota; Heterolobosea; Eutetramitea; Acrasida; Naegleriidae.